Messenger RNA from Setaria italica (foxtail millet), 1031 nucleotides. RefSeq lists its product as uncharacterized. The transcript is spliced from 4 exons. The record is from RefSeq and is a predicted model, not a curated record. Gene Ontology annotation, molecular function: protein binding. Lineage: Eukaryota; Viridiplantae; Streptophyta; Magnoliopsida; Poales; Poaceae. Gene Ontology annotation, cellular component: SCF ubiquitin ligase complex. Gene Ontology annotation, biological process: SCF-dependent proteasomal ubiquitin-dependent protein catabolic process; protein polyubiquitination. Bases 73 to 792 code for a protein of 239 amino acids.
UAAGCUUAAUUGCAGUUAAAUUAGUCGCUGGCACUAAUACAGUCGCUGCCGCGGAAAGGGGGAUCGCGCGAAAUGGAGCUCUCGCCGGCGCCGGUCCCGGCGGGGAGAUGGGCCGACCUCCCAGAGGACAUCGCCGUCGCCGUCGCCUCCCGCCUCCAGGAGGCCGACGUGUGCGCGCUCGGCGGCUGCUCGCGCUCCUGGCGCACCGCCUGCGACGCCGACUGCGUCUGGGAGCGCCUCUUCCGCUGCCGCUGGCCGGCCGCCGCGGCGGAAGCAGCGGUGGCGUCCCGUGUGCAGGGAUGGAAAGCUCUCUACAUGAACCAACACAGAAGAAUGGCUGUUGCAAUAUCUAAUGUGGUUGAAUUUGUGGGGAGCAGCUUAAAUAAUGGGUCGCUUGAAUCUGAAUAUUAUCUGAAAGCUAUUGCUGAUCUAGCAUUGAUAGCUGAUAUAGGAUUUCUCGAUGUCCAGUUUUUCUUGUUUUCAAGGAAUCACAGUGCAAUAAUAAAUCUCAUUGGAUUGCACUACUCAAUUUCAUCUUUGCAUGUGCCGCCAACUGAAGUCAGUAAAGCACUCCAAGCUUGCCAAGUAGCAGGAAGGAAAGUAUGUGUGAACUUGCUCAAGCUUGGUAGGUGGUUCUAUGGUUUCCGAUUGCGUGAUGAACAUGAGUCUCGUAAAAUAUCACUGAAUGAGCUCACCAUGUCUGAGGGAGCAGAAGUUUUAGCCAUUCUUAACCGUGGAGCUGUUCAUGAGGUAUUUCGUCUCCGGGUCAGUUUGGCGGACAUGGAUAAGUGAUCUGAAAGUAUGCACACCAUAAGUACUUCAGUACUUGGCUUAUUGUGCCCUUUGUAAAUAUGUAUGACUUUUGUGCCCUCGUGGCUCUGCUUAGUUGUAAAUGCAAGCAUAGGUAUAGAACCAUGUAAACUUUUAUUACAUAGUCUUGUAUAAAAUAAAUAAUAAAGGGCCAUGUGUAAGUUGGUCCUACACAUUUCGCCAUUUAUUUGAUAAGCUCUGUUGAAUGUUUUCUAUUUUCA